Molecule: messenger RNA, 3446 nt
Organism: Tripterygium wilfordii
Lineage: Eukaryota; Viridiplantae; Streptophyta; Magnoliopsida; Celastrales; Celastraceae
Product: pentatricopeptide repeat-containing protein At1g04840-like
Exons: 4
Coding region: 295-2433 (712 amino acids)
Biological process (GO): RNA modification
Molecular function (GO): RNA binding; protein binding; zinc ion binding
Source: RefSeq, a predicted model, not a curated record
GUGAACAAAAUUACAUUAACCGCUUCUCUUUAACAGACAAACCUUGCUUGCUUUCGCUGACCUAAAGCUGCAUUCGCAACUCCCGGUUUUCAAUCCAGUUUCUUCUCCAACCGGGCAAAUUUGCUCUUCUUCUUCUUCUAAUUUUUCUCGUUGCGAUGUUGAUGUUCAUAUUCCGUGCCUGCUUUCGCAAUCUACUUAUACUUUUUGGUCUAGAUAGAAUUCGAGAAACCUGGGUUUGAUUGUUUAUCUUGAAUCUGAUAUACCUGUAUCAGAUGACUGGUUGUUUGUGUGCUGAUGAAUUUUCCUCUUGAAAAGGGAAAUUCGAGUUACGAUUCUUGGUCAAUAGACGAAAAUAUUUGUUAUAGGCUUGUUAAUGCUCGGGGAAAUCUUUCUCCAGCCAUUAAAGUAAAUGCAAUGGCUUCUCUCCGUGUACUCUCCAGACCAAACACCCCCGCCGCAAUGGCAAUGGCCAAAAGACCCAAUUCUCUCUCUUCUGAAAUUUCCCAAAAUCCCAUCGAAACCCAAUUCAUAUCUCUCAUUCACUCCUCUAAGAACACCCUCCAACUCUACCAAAUCCACGCCAAGAUCCUCCGUCUCGGCCUCGUUUUCAACAGCCGUAUCACGACCCAGUUGAUUUCUGCGUCGUCCUUACUUAAGUCUGUGGAUUACGCGAUUUGCAUCUUUCGCCAAUUCGAACCCAAGAACACGUUUUCAUUUAAUGCUUUGAUUCGUGGGCUUACAGAGAAUUCCCGUUUCGAGAGCUCCAUUUCUCAUUUUGGGCUUAUGUUGAGGUUAAAUGUUAAACCUGACAGGCUUACGUAUCCGUUUAUACUCAAAUCGGCUGCAGCUUUGUGUUGGGGAAGGAUUGGUGGGGCUUGCCAUGGAGGGAUUUUGAAGUGUGGAAUUGAGUUUGAUUCAUUUGUUCGAGUUUCUUUGGUGGAUAUGUAUGUAAAAGUUGAAGAGUUAGGCUUGGCAUUUAAGUUGUUUGAUGAAAGUCCUGAGACAAGUAAGAGUGGUAAUAUAUUAUUGUGGAAUGUUUUGAUUAAUGGUUGUUGUAAAGUGGGAAAGAUGAAAAAGGCUAUGGAGCUUUUUGAGGCAAUGCCAGAGAGGAGUUUGGUUUCUUGGAAUAGUUUGAUCAAUGGACUUCUAAGAAAUGGGGACUCGAAUCAAGCUUGGAAGUUUUUUGAUCUGAUGCCAGAGAAAAAUGUGGUUUCUUGGACCACAAUGGUUAAUGGUUUGUUGCAGAAUGGUGACCUUGAACAGUCAUUGAAGAUGUUUUUCAGGAUGCUGGAAGAAGGUGUGAGGCCAAAUGAACUCACUAUAGUUUCUGCUCUUUCAGCUUGUGCCAGAAUUGGCGCCCUUAAAACUGGAGUUCAAAUUCACAACUAUAUAUCCAACAAUGCUAUUCGGUUGAAUGGGGCUAUUGGAACUGCUCUGGUGGACAUGUACGCAAAAUGUGGGAAUAUCGAGCAUGCGAGUAAGGUGUUUGGUGAGACAAAAGAUAAAGACAUUUUGACUUGGACUGCUAUGAUAUGGGGUUGGGCAAUCCAUGGAUGUUUUGAGCAAGCUAUUCAAUGCUUCAAACAUAUGAUGUAUGCAGGUAUCAAACCUGAUGGGAUUGCGUUCCUUGCCAUUCUAACAGCAUGCUCACAUUCUGGACAAGUAAAUCUUGGACUUAAUUUUUUUGACAGCAUGACGCUUGAUUAUUCCAUUGAGCCCACCAUGAAACAUUAUACAUUGAUGGUCGAUCUGUUAGGCCGAGCAGGCCAGUUAAAGGAAGCUCUCAGCUUCAUUGAAAGCAUGCCUGUAAAUCCUGAUUUUGUGGUAUGGGGAGCUCUCUUCUGUGCUUGUAGGGCCCAUAAAAAUAUUGAAAUGGCUGAAUUAGCCUCAAAGAAGCUUCUGGAACUGGAACCCAAACACCAUGGGAACUAUGUCUUCCUUUCAAAUGUUUAUGCUGCAGUCGGGAGAUGGGAAGAUGUGGAGAGGGUAAGAACUUUGAUGCAGAACAGAUCUUUCUCUAAAGAUCCUGGGUGGAGUUAUAUUGAGGUGGGGGGCCAUGUGCAUAGUUUCAUGGUUGGUGAUAGUACUCGUGAGAAUGCUGAUAAAUUGUACUUGAAAUUGGAGGAAGUGACGGCAGCAGUGAGGUUGCAAGGUUACCGGCCUGAAACUAAAUGGGUACUUCAUAAUAUUGAAGAAGAAGAGAAGGAAGGCGCACUGGGAAGUCACAGUGAGAAGUUGGCACUUGCUUUUGGGCUUCUUCAUACUUCUCCAGGGAUGACCAUAAGGAUCAUGAAAAACCUUCGAAUUUGUGGGGAUUGUCAUGCAUUUAUGAAAUAUGCUAGUAAGGUAAGUCAAAGGGAGAUUGUAGUCAGAGACAUAAAGCGGUUCCAUCAUUUUAGGGAAGGGACCUGCUCAUGCAGAGAGUUCUGGUAACAUGGUUUGAUUUAUUCUAUUGCACAAGGGCAGAGAUAGUAUAUCUGAGCUUCUUAUAUUUGAAAAUUUCCCCGCAUAUAUCAUGGCUUCAUGAUUUUAGACAUUGUAUCUCCCAACUAAAUAGUUCACAAUCAGUAGAUAUUCCUGCAGCUGGUGAAUCUGCAAAACCAUUUACCAAUACUUCCAGCCGCUCACUAGAAGGUAGAGUUUCAGGUAUUUAUUGAUGUCUUCUGGUCAAUAGGUGUAGACUUUUCUUUGCUUUCAUGUGUUUGAAAAAAUGUGACAUGUUUUCUUUCUUGCAGAUAUAUUGUUCUUCAUCUUAUUUUAACUUCCUUUUCCUUACACGUUUCUUUUGGGACAUAUAGCAGAAUAACCCUUUGCUUGGCCUUAUCCUUUGAGAUAGAAGUCCCAAGCAAUCAUAUCUCUUUGUCCACAGAGAGACUACAAAGAAAUGGAGGUAGGUAUGGGGAGUACAGCUGAUCAAACCCAAGCUUAAGCAUAGGAUUAACAUUCUUUACAGCUGCCUGGGCCUAGCGGAGACCCUCUUGCUCCUAGAAUGCAGGUGCCCAUGUGGAUUUUCUUGGCGCCCAUUCGUCAACAAGAAUUUUAUAUGGUUUGCACACUAAAGAAAUGCACAUCAUACAGGAAGCAUUUAGGAAGAAAAGAUGUGAGCAUUGCCAGGUUCUUGGUGGGAAUUUUUUUAUGGCGCGGAGGCAACUAGAUAAUCAUCAUGCUUCUCCAAAGAUGUGCCAAUAUCUGAGUGAAAGCAACUUAAAGAAGAAGAUUUUCUUCAAGUGCACACAAACUGUUAAAAGGAUUCAGACAAAGUGAUCUUCUAUGAACGAUUUCUCUAGUAACGUUAGGUAUAUUUCAGAUGUGAAGGAGUUUACCCUAUAUUAGGACUUAGGAAGUCUCCUGGUUUGGCACAAACUCUCAAUAAUCUGUGUGUGGACUGGACUGUAUGGCAGACUCUAACAAAGCAAUCGUGAUUGUUUUUUUUUUAGAGACAAAAA